Amphiprion ocellaris (clown anemonefish) is the source of this 4216-nucleotide messenger RNA. It is a transcript of the gene mvb12ba, whose product is annotated as multivesicular body subunit 12Ba. Gene Ontology annotation, biological process: viral budding; virus maturation; regulation of epidermal growth factor receptor signaling pathway. The record is from RefSeq and is a predicted model, not a curated record. Bases 442 to 1329 code for a protein of 295 amino acids. NCBI's taxonomy places the organism in Eukaryota, Metazoa, Chordata, Actinopteri, Pomacentridae. The transcript has 10 exons. Gene Ontology annotation, cellular component: ESCRT I complex; late endosome.
ACAACACAUUGUACCGCCUCAGUGUGAGUGACGGUCUCAGACAAAAUUCUUUGGCUCCGCCUCCGACUAUCAACGUUUAGCAACAACAAAAAAAGAAAAAAGAAAUUGUCAAAACGCACAGCGGUCUAGCAGCCAGUGUUGUUUUUCCCUGUGUGUGGCAGGCUGGAGGGUGGGGGUGAGGUGCGGGCUCCUCCAGUUACCGAUCUCUCGCCCAGUUCCCCGUCGACAGCUCCGCUAAUGGCACCUUCUUCACACCGCUAGCUGGAGACCCACUAUGCAGACAUAUACUGAACAACUCGUAUUUCGGAUCGAUUUCAGCAAUUUCAUAAAGAUGAGCGUUCCCCCCGUGCUGUAAACGGCGUGAAAAAAAGCAGAAGCGCAGAAGAAAACACACGGAGACCGGUCGGAUUCAACCGUUAGCCUCGUCGGAAGUCUACAAAAAUGCCUGAGGUUCGGGACCUUUCUGAAGCUUUGCCAGAGAUGUCCAUGGACCCAAUCACUGGAGUCGGAGUAGUUGCCUCCAGGAACAGGGCACCCACAGGAUAUGAUGUGGUCUCUACCACAACUGAUGGCCUAGAUGCUGACCUGUGGAAAGAUGGCCUUUUUAAAUCCAAGGUGACCCGCUACCUCUGCUUCACCAGAGUUUUCUCUAAAGAAAAUAGCCAUUUAGGUAAUGUUCUUGUGGACAUGAAGCUGAUUGAUAUAAAGGACACUUUGCCUGUGGGUUUCAUCCCGAUCCAGGAAACUGUUGACACUCAAGAGCAAGCCUUCAGGAAAAGACGACUCUGCAUCAAGUUCAUUCCCCGGGAUUCCACGGAAGCAGCCAUCUGUGACAUCCGCAUCCUGGGACGCUCCAAGCAGGCUCCUCCUCAGUAUACCUUUAUAGGAGAGCUCAACAACAUGGGAAUCUGGUAUCGCAUGGGGAAUGUACCUCGAGCCCAGGACUCCACACACAUGCCGACUGCUAACAACAUUCAGAAUGUGAACUCCUCGUCCAGCUCAGCUCCAGUCCCAGCAGCUCCAUUGCCCAAGCAUAUUUCCAUGACCCUCCCUGCCAGCUUCAGAGGGAAGAACACUACCAGACCAGACUAUGAGCACCAAAACUCCAACCUGUAUGCUAUUUCAGCAAUGGAUGGGGUACCUUUCAUGAUAUCUGAGAAGUUUGCCUGUGCCUCAUCUGAUCUGCAGCAGGUGGAUCUGAUGGGCAUUACAAUCAAGUCACUGGCCGAGAUCGAGAAAGAGUAUGAUUACAGUUUCCGCACAGAGCACAGUGCAGCGGCUCGACUGCCACCCAGUCCAACGCGGACCUCCCUGAGCUCUGAGGCCUGAGCAUGCCCCCCCUAACAACACUCUAGCCUAUGGACACCUGCAGGAGACACCUGUACACAGCUACUGAGAACCUGCCCACAGCAAACCGUGAUUUCCCACCUCUCCAAGAAAACUGACCAAGAAGAAAAAACAACAAAAACUAUGCAUUUUCUAAUUUCUGCGUGAUGUUGUGGUCUCUGUGCAUUAGUUGUGCUAUUGAAAUAUAACAGAAAUAUUGGAACUCAGUGGGUCAGGCUGAAACCACUACAUACAGCAUUUUGUGCUGAAGGAAUAAUAGAGAAAUCCUGCUCAUAUGAUUUUAAAAUACAUUUCUUAAAAGUGUCAUAAGUGUUGUUCCCUUAUGACAGAAAUAAUUACGCCCCAUCUGAAGGACUUAUUACAGCAAAAUAAAAGGAUUACAGAGGUACUUUCUUUUGAAGGAGGGUGUCUGUUAGGCAUUUCCUAUUUGAAAUGAAUUGAGCCUGAAAGCAGAUGUCAUAUUUGCCUUCCUUGUUUAUGACAUACCUGCUGCUCUGCUCUGAAUCAAAGCACCAGGAAGGCACGUCAUGUGUUAGAAACACUAAAGCAAGAAAUGGGCUUUUUCUCUUCUGUUGUACUGGUGUUCUUCAUUGGGAAUGAUUCUAAUUGUUCUUCAGAUAUUACUGUAAUAUUCUGGUGUGACUGUGAGUGCACUUUGUGUUUGGGAAUUUCAGUGUACUUCCUGUUUGCCACAAAUAUUGUGUUAACCACUCCUCUAAGCCAGCAGCUUGGAUGACUUCUUGAACCACUAUUACUGAUGAAAGGUUUGUAAACCAAGGUGCAGGUUAUGCUGCUGCACAGCACAUAGCACUGUUGUGACUGUUGGCAACUGUAGCUAAUAUAAAUUGAGCCAGUUACCGACAUCUGAGUUUUGAUACUGAUACCAAACAAAUAUCUUUUCAUACUUUACAGUUUUUUUUUUCCUUUGAAAGCUGAACACUUAGUUUUAGCCUCAGCACGCCCCAAACACAUUUUGGUUGGUACCAAAAAAAGCUUUUAGUGCUGAAGCCCAGCCCUGAUGUCUUUACAAUAUAACUAUUUUCACAGUUUAAAGUUACUUUCUUGAUAUUUAACAAAGAUUUUGCAGCUCAUGUAUUGGCCGCAAAAGUGCUCUUUUUUUUUUUUUUUUUUUUUUUUUUGAACACGUGGGUUACAUGUGAGGAAACGUGUUUAUAGUGUAAACUUUUCCUUUUCUAACAAUGAGCUUGUUUCUUUUCUGCCCUUUUUAACAAAACGAGAAAUCGGCAUGUGAUAACCACCAACUCUGAAACGUUUCAGUUCACUUGUAAUGAGUGGUGGAAUUUAGACACCGAGAAAGGGUUGCUGCUCAGUAUCUGAACUAACCUGUGCUUUCGUUUGUCCAUAGUCCGCGUUUCCCAUUGUUAAACCAAGAAAGAGCAUAUCUGAUCUCAAGUUUUGUUGUUGAUUUACAGCUCCACCGGUUAUUGAGUCCCACUGACAAUAACUGAAGAGCAUCGUAGAAAACAUUUUUGCCUGUACAGACCAUACACCAUCAGCAAGGUGAUGGGCUCUGUGCGUACUACCGAAACUACCCAAAAUGGCUGUUACAGAUUUUAUUCUAGGUGGUUUAUUAUAGUGGACGGCAGCAGAUGCAGCAUCAGUGCAGUGGAUGAUGUACUGACAGCAGGAAUUGAUUCAAAUCUUCUUUGCCUCUUAUGUUAAUUUCCACCGUGUUCCAUGAUGUCGGAGGAUUGAAAUGAAAGAGAAAAAUGUAAGGUAAAUGUUACAAAAAAAGGGCCAGCAGUCAUUUUUUUUAGGUUUUUCAACACAAGCCAUUCAGUAUCAGACACACCAGUGGAGACACCAGUCUGAUCACUGAAGCCCCAAGUCCAUCUUUGAAGAUGACAAGCUGUUAAUGGUUGGGCACCUGUGUGUAUUCUGUUGAAUGUCUGAGCCAAGCCAUAGCAAGAUGCCAUUAUGCUACCACCAUACUCUGAACCUGAAGACAGUGCUGCCUUUGUGAAAGAGCGAGGAGUAGUGAGUAGGACAUGACUGUUGUGAUGAAGGCACUGUUCCAGUUGAUAUGUACGUUACAUAAAAUACACAAUGUGAGCCAUUUCUAGUUGCUUUGCCCAGCUGUUGCUAUUUGAGACUUCUCCAUUGUUUGAGUACUGACUUUUGUUUUAAAGUCUGUAGAAUCUGAGUUGAAUCUAUGUGUUCAGGUUGUCCUCGCCUCUUUCUUAAUACAUUCACAGAAUCCUUAAUGUCCCAUAAAUGAUCAUUGACUCAUUUUUGUUCAUUUCACUUUUUCAUACAACUAAUGUUACAAGAAAAAACGUUUUGUUAUUCUGCAAUAUCAUCGUCAUUAAUGCACGGAGUGAAUCCUGUUGCUUUAUGUUUGUAUUUGUCUAAUUUAUUAGUCAUUUCAGUAUUGUGACCAUGUUGGUUGUCUCAAUGUUUCUGUGUUUCUUUGUUGUUGUUUUUUUUAGAAAUGUAUUAAAACUGUCAUUUGCACUGCUGACAUGAUUGAUGAGCUGAAAAGAUAAAUGGCUCAUGUCCAUGUGAAGCUCUGUAUUUGAGCUGAGUGUAUCUGCCUGUUCUGUGAAAAGCUACACAUGUAUCAUUUCUAAGCUCUAGUGUUUACCUACAGCCAGUUUUGCUGAAACAUUUAAUAGCUAACUAAUAUGGCGUCUGCAUUAACAACUAAGAAUCCUGCUUUGAUGUUUCUGUUCGUUUUCAUGCAUGGUGACAUGAGGUGUCAAGUUUCAAUACAACACCUAUUUUUGUAGGCUAAUGAUUAAAAGUCACAGAUUUUAUCUCAUAAAUAGACUCUAUUCACCAAGAAUGAACAAAACUGUCUGUUGAAUUUGUAAUGUGAGGGAGUGUCAUUAAAUUUUGAUGAACUAAA